AUGGGAGGGUUCAUAGGCCAUGCGGUGGCGGGAACAAUGUUUUUAACCAUCUCCGUGUGGUGGUUUAUUGGAGACGUCCUGCAAAUGAACCGCCGCAGCGGAACACUCCGAGCUAGAGAUAAGCAGAAGAAGAAAAGGCGAUCCAACCGAUUCCAACUCGUGUGGUAUCAAUGCCCGGGUCCGACGCUCUCCAAAAUUCCUCUGGAGCCAAUGAUAAAAGUGAUCUUAUCAGCAAUCGGAAUCUUGGUUGAAAUGCCUUUUAACAACUCAGCGAAAUUAUAUGACGAACAGGGCAAACUCAUAACCAAGAACUUACGCAAUCACGGACACGCACUUAUGUACGGUUUCUUUGGGUUGAGCGGUAUCGUAGAUCUCAUAAUGUGGUAUCGCUUUCUACCUCUUCCGCCAAAAUUCGACUAUUUAGUACUAUCACUUGCUUUCUGGGUGGAAGGAUUCCUGUUCUAUCUCCAUCUUCACGGAAGAGAUGAACUCAACGUGCAUGUCCAUUGUAUUCUUUACAUUCUCGUUUUUGUUACUGCCCUCGUUUUCUUCUUAGCUGUUGUUUCCGAUCGGUUUGCCCCCUUUGUGAGUUUUUCUAGGUCUUAUUUACUAAGCUUACAGGGAAGUUGGUUUUUCCAGAUUGCUUCAAUUCUUCAUGGCGCCAGACCUUAG
Molecule: messenger RNA, 672 nt
Organism: Porites evermanni
Lineage: Eukaryota; Metazoa; Cnidaria; Anthozoa; Scleractinia; Poritidae
Source: the annotation of a GenBank genome assembly